Messenger RNA from Astrephomene gubernaculifera, 4457 nucleotides. Lineage: Eukaryota; Viridiplantae; Chlorophyta; Chlorophyceae; Chlamydomonadales; Astrephomenaceae. The record is from the annotation of a GenBank genome assembly.
UCUAUACAAAACCUAUCUUUAAGCAUGAAAGGUUUCACGCAUCAUUUCAGCGGCGGCCCUUGAUGUAAAUUUCACAGGAGUCAUGACCUCGCCAGGGAGCUAUGCCAGCAGUUACAGCAGCAGCUUUGGUGCCAGUAGCCUUGGAGCUGUACCUGCAAGGGCCCGACAUCCUUUGGAGACAGCUUUAGAACGCAGCUGGCAGUUUGAUGAUGGACAGCAUACGACGAAGUGCCGCAAGGAUGCAGCAGCUUUCCUAGAGGAUCGUCUCUACAAGCUCGCUAAGACACGAGAGCCGUCAGCCGGUGAUGGCGCCGCACGCCAGGACGCAAUACAGCGCCUUCAGGCUUUGCUGCAGGACAUUUUUCCUCCCCCGUGCAGGCUGCAGCUCGUGCCGUAUGGUUCAUUCCUUAGCACGUGUUACAGCCAUGGAUCCGAUCUGGAUCUAGCGCUUACGGGGGAGAUGUCCCUUCAUGUGCUGGAUUACGGGCGGUCCACGCAGCGAGACGCACAAGUUAACGUGGGGCGGUUCACACGCGACGACUGCGCGAGGCUUCUGCAGCGGCUGGCAGAUGAGCUGGAGCGGCGAGGGGUGACCCUGGGGCCCGUCACACGCGUCCUGGAGGCACGUGUGCCCAUCAUAAAGUUCCUGGAGGCCGGCAGCGGCAUCGAGUGCGACAUCUGCGUGACCACCCGCGGCUGCGACUUCAAGGGGGCGGUCAUGCAGCUGCUGCACGGCCUGCAGCCUGCGCUCAAACCGCUCGUACGGCUGGUGAAGCUCUGGGCCAAGCAGCACGACAUUAACUCCGCCAACUGCGGCACCCUCAACAGCUGGAGCCUCUCCCUCAUGGCGCUGUUCAGCCUGCAAAGCCACCCCGACGGCCCGCUGCUGCCGCCGAUGUGGAAGCUCUUCCAUGACGAGGAGCCGGCGGGGGCAGCGGGGGAGCGGGAGCGCGAGCGGCGGGGUGUGGGGCGGCCGCUGCAGGACCCGCACCUGCCGCCGGAUGUGAUGCUGGCGGUGGCGACUGCCAAGUGCUCGGAGGAGGCAGAUCUGCUGGUGGCGCGGCGCUGGUUGCCCCCCGGCAGCAGCAGCAGCGGGGAGGCAGCAGCAGGGGCAGGGCCCGGGGCCGCACCCGGGCUGCUGCGGCAGCUGCUGUGGUUCUUCAGCUGCUUCACCGCCAUCACCAAGGAAUGGCGGGACACGGCAGCUCACAGGAACUGGCGGGUGAGCCCCUGGCUGGGUCGCGGCUACUCGGCCCGCUUCCACAAGAACUACCUAGCGGCGGUGGAGGAGCCGUUCGACAGCGACGACAACACGGCGCGAAGCGUGGGAACAAGGGAACGCAGCGAGAACACGCUGCCGUACAUCGCGUGGGUGUUUGGGCACUCCGUACACAUCUUGCGGAACGUGACGUCCGAGUCAGACGCCGCUCGUGCACUGGCCUGGCUGUUCGGGCCGGACAUGCUGCCCCUCACCCAGUUUGAGCUCUUCCUGGUGCCGUCGGCCGUGUCAUCGGAGCUCAUGGAACGGUUGGGCUACUCCCGGAGUGCACAAGAAGAGGAGCACGAUGAUGAUGAGGAGGAGGAAGGCGGCAGCAGUCUUAAUGGCGGACUAGGAGACAAGGCGCAUCGCGUUGGGGAGGCGGAUGUGGGGCAGCGGGAGCAGCGGCGGCGACAGCGCUGGCACGACCGGAUGUCGAAACGCGACCCGGCGCGUCUGCAGGAGGGCUUCAGGUUGCUGCUGGACGCCACCCACGCGGGCUCCCCCAUCACAUCCCUGGAGCAAUGGCGCUAUCACCUCGCAACGAACCCCAGGAGCCGCACUGCGCCUCUGGGCUGGCACCGACUGCACCUGCCGCCGCCACCGCCGCCACCACCACCGCCGCAGCCGCAGCCCUCCGCAGGACCACCAGCAGCGGCUAGCGCCGCUGCUGCGCUGUUGGCUGCAAUUGCGCCUCCUUCUGCUGCGGAGGUCAACCACAUUACCCCACAAAUGCUGGACCAGCUCUUGCAACUGCAGCAACAGCUGCCUCCGUCACAGCUCCAGCCGGUGCUGGAACAGCUGCAGCGACUGCCGCCGGACUUCCGUCAGCUCUUGGGCCUAGCCACGGCACCAGCAGCCCCACCACCGCCGCAGCCAGCCGACCCCAUCUGGAGCUCCCUUGAGCAGGCGUUGGGAGGAGAUGGCGCUGCAGGUACGGGUGCGGGUGCGGAUGCGGCUGCAGCAGGAGGCGACAGCACAGGAAGAGCUCUGCUGGCGGCGCUUAAGGCGCGAGGUGCGGGGACCGGAGCCAUGGCGGCGGCGGAGAGGGCGGAAGCAGCCAUCGACGCCACAUCGGCUAUGUUGGCGCGACUAGGUCUUGGUCGAGGGGCAGCGGCGGGACAGGGGAGUGGGUCAGGGGUGGAUCCAGUGGCUGCUCCGCCGCCGCCGCCGCCAGGAUUCGCUCGUCAGUCGGCGUCACAACCGACAGCGGCGGUGCCAGCGCCUCUGCAGUCUCAGCUACAGUCAGCGGCCUGGCAGCAGCAGCAGCAGCAGCAGCAGCUACAACAACAGCAAUGGGGGCCCCGUUCGCCGCACUCGCCGCCGUACAUGCCGCCGGGGCUCUCGGCAGGGCUGCGACCACCCCAGCAACGGGUACCGCAGCCACCACCGCCGCAGCCGCUGUUGCCGCCGUCAUGGUCCCAACCGCAGCAGGGCCCUCCCUCUCAGCAGUGGCAGCACCCGCAGUACCCCCACUCGCAGCCGCAGCACCAGCAGCAGCACCAGCAGCAAAACGGUGAUGAGGACCUGGACGAUAUCCUGCGGCUGCUGAACAACUCUAUGGCCGGCGACAUGGCCGCACCGCAGCAGCAACAACAGCUACUCGCCGGCAUGUCGCAGGGCAGCAGUAACAGCUUUACGCGGCCUGGCCACGGCGGGUUGAACGGCGGCACCGUGGAGGGACAGAUGCAGGCGCAGGGGCUUGGUAUGCAGCCGGCAGGGUACGGCGGCUGGCCUCCUGCGUACGGCAACGGUAACGAGAAUGGAAACCCGCUGGGGUCUGGGUACGGCAACGCGUUUGGAGGCGGCGGGCUUGGGGGUAUGUUUGGGGGCAUGUACGGAAGCAUAGCGGCGGCUAGCAGGGGAGCCGGGUAUGGUGGUACUGGUGCGUAUCAAGGGAACGGGAAUGCGGCGCAAGUGCCGCCGCCACCGGGGCUGCAGCAACAGCAGCAGACCCAAACGGGGAGCCAGUUGCUGCUAGGACCCAACCCAAUAGGAUUCGAACGGCAACAGUCACAGCCGGCGCAGCAGCAACACCAGCAUCAGUUGCAGCAGCAGGCUAACGGAACGUGGAGCCACCCUCUGCAAGCACAGCAGCCCGUGGGUUACUCACCCUUUGGCACUGUGAGCAACAGCAGUUCGUUCGCAAGCAGUUCGUUCGCAAGCAACAACCCAGCCGCUGCCGCAGCGCAGCAUCCUCCACCUGGCUUUGCACCUGGUGUGGGGCUGCGGACCUCAGCCGCCGGAAGCGGUUUCCUGUCGCCUGCCACUACAGGGACAGCAACCUCUGCCUCAACCGCGUUACCGGACUUUGCUUUCUCAGCCUCUAGGAGCAGCAGUAGCGGCGGGGCAGCUGGCGAAGGAGGUGGCGGAGCUGCGGCUUUCGCAAGGCCGCCGGCGCCGCCUGGUUUCGGCGGCAUGUGGGGGCCAGUGGGAGGAGCGGGCAGGCGCACAUAGCGCAGCGAUGCGGUGGAAACGGUGCUUGUGGUACCGGUAAUAGCUGGCAGUGGGGCGAAAGGGGUGUCGUGGGGUCGGCUGUUGGGUUCACGGUGACUAGUGGGGCAGCGGGACUGGCGUUGAGUGGGCUGGGGAUGGCAAGAGACGAGGCUUUCCUAAACUCUUGAACGGGCUUUAAGCCGAGCCUGAGUUGCAUUGGUGAGGGGGCUUACGGUGACAAUUGAGAUGCCGCUUUGCAGAUUAGCAGACGUUUAGCGUUUUUGUUUUGGUGUCGAACGACUCUUUUCAGCAUGAAAACGGCCUGUUGAAUAACGCAACGUUGAGGACUGUUUGCAGGAUUGCAGGAGUCGCUGGCGGUAUGGGUGUUUCCUUUCUCUAGCAGCAGUGGUGUGUAUGCUCGGAUGGUAUGGGCUGAGUGUGCAUACCUUCAUACCCACGGUCCCAGUUAGGUACCUUUGUGGCGGCGGGAUAUCGAGUGGAUGUUGGUGACAAUGUGCACGGUGGAAAACCUGUCCUCAACAGUAAUGCCCUUGCGGCUAGCAUGCCCAUCACAUGUAGCUGCCAUGCAGCAAGCAACAAGACGUUGGUACUUGCUCUUCACUGGUACGGUACGAGAAGCAAGCCGGCAGUACGAGAAGAGGACUCCCAGACUGGCCAGAAGGGCCGCCGGUGCUCUGGCAAGCGGGCCUUCCCGGAUUCGAUAAGUGGCUGGUAUGCUGUGAUGGAAGGAAGUAAGCACAAG